Cyphellophora europaea CBS 101466 is the source of this 1380-nucleotide messenger RNA. Its product is annotated as elongation factor 1-alpha. The transcript has 6 exons. Gene Ontology annotation, biological process: translational elongation; translation. The record is from RefSeq and is a predicted model, not a curated record. Gene Ontology annotation, molecular function: translation elongation factor activity; GTPase activity; GTP binding. NCBI's taxonomy places the organism in Eukaryota, Fungi, Ascomycota, Eurotiomycetes, Chaetothyriales, Cyphellophoraceae. Bases 1 to 1380 code for a protein of 459 amino acids.
AUGGGUAAGGAAAAGACUCACGUUAACGUCGUCGUUAUCGGCCACGUCGACUCCGGCAAGUCCACCACCACCGGCCACUUGAUCUACAAGUGCGGUGGUAUUGACAAGCGUACCAUUGAGAAGUUCGAGAAGGAAGCCGCUGAACUCGGCAAGGGCUCCUUCAAGUAUGCGUGGGUGCUCGACAAGCUCAAGGCUGAGCGUGAGCGUGGUAUCACCAUUGAUAUCGCCCUCUGGAAGUUCGAGACCCCUCGUUAUUUCGUCACAGUUAUUGACGCCCCCGGUCACCGUGACUUCAUCAAGAACAUGAUCACUGGUACCUCCCAGGCUGAUUGCGCCAUUCUCAUCAUUGCCGCUGGUACUGGUGAGUUCGAGGCUGGUAUCUCCAAGGAUGGCCAGACCCGUGAGCACGCUCUGCUUGCCUACACCCUGGGUGUCAAGCAGCUCAUCAUCGCUGUCAACAAGAUGGACACCACCAAGUGGUCCGAGGAUCGUUUCCAGGAAAUCAUCAAGGAGACCUCCACCUUCGUCAAGAAGGUCGGCUACAACCCCAAGGCCGUUCCUUUCGUCCCCAUCUCCGGCUUCAACGGUGAUAAUAUGAUUGAUGUCUCCACCAACUGCCCCUGGUACAAGGGUUGGGAGAAGGAGAGCAAGGCUGGCAAGGCCACUGGCAAGACCCUCCUCGAGGCCAUUGACUCCAUCGACCCUCCUAGCCGUCCCACCGACAAGCCCCUCCGUCUUCCUCUCCAGGAUGUCUACAAGAUCUCCGGUAUUGGCACAGUGCCCGUCGGCCGUGUCGAGACCGGUAUUAUCAAGGCCGGCAUGGUCGUCACCUUCGCUCCCGCCAACGUUACCACUGAAGUCAAGUCCGUCGAGAUGCACCACGAGCAGCUUGCUCAGGGUGUUCCCGGUGACAACGUCGGCUUCAACGUGAAGAACGUCAGUGUCAAGGAAGUCCGCCGUGGCAACGUCGCUGGUGACUCCAAGAACGACCCUCCCAAGGGUGCCGACUCAUUCAACGCCCAGGUCAUCGUCCUCAACCACCCCGGUCAGGUCGGUGCCGGCUACGCCCCAGUCUUGGACUGCCACACUGCCCACAUUGCCUGCAAGUUCGCCGAGCUUCUCGAGAAGAUCGAUCGUCGUACUGGCAAGUCCGUUGAGAAGGAGCCCAAGUUCAUCAAGUCUGGUGAUGCUGCCAUCGUCAAGAUGAUUCCCAGCAAGCCCAUGUGUGUUGAGGCUUUCACCGAUUACCCGCCCCUGGGAAGAUUCGCUGUCCGUGACAUGCGUCAGACCGUCGCCGUUGGUGUCAUCAAGUCUGUUGCCAAGUCCGAGAAGGCCGGCGGCAAGGUCACCAAGGCCGCUGUCAAGGCUGGUAAGAAAUAA